Molecule: messenger RNA, 1357 nt
Organism: Gekko japonicus
Lineage: Eukaryota; Metazoa; Chordata; Lepidosauria; Squamata; Gekkonidae
Gene: LAMC2
Product: laminin subunit gamma 2
Exons: 10
Molecular function (GO): extracellular matrix structural constituent
Source: RefSeq, a predicted model, not a curated record
AUGGCUCCACACUGGCUGGUAACUGUGAGCUGCCUCCUUGCUGCCUCUCUCCGCUUUCCUGCAGCUGUUGGAACUCAACGAAGAGAAGCCUGUGACUGCAGUGGGAAAUCCAGACAGUGCAUGUUUGACGUUGAGUUGCUCCAGCAAACAGGAAACGGAUACCGGUGCCUCAACUGCAUGGACAACACAGAGGGAAUUAACUGUGAACGGUGCAAGGAGGGCUUCUACCACCGGCACCGUGGAGAUCACUGUAGGCCGUGCGCCUGCAAUCCCGUAGGUUCUGGUAGUGCACAGUGCGAUAACCAUGGACGGUGCCAGUGCAAACCUGGUGUGACAGGUGACAAAUGUGACCGAUGCCAGCACGGGUUCCACUCCUUCUCAGCGAAUGGCUGCACGGCCAACGGGCAAAUGUCGAUAUCCCAGUGUGACUGUGAUCCAGCUGGCAGCACAGGUCAAUGUAUUUCAGGUCGCUGUGUCUGCAAGGAAGCCACUGCAGGAGACCGCUGUGACCGAUGCAAGCAGGGCUAUUAUAACCUGGAUGCGGGAAAUCCAGAGGGCUGUUCCCAGUGCUUCUGUUAUGGACACUCGGCUACCUGUUCCAGCGCAGAAAAUUACAGCAUCCAUAAAAUCACCUCUUCCUUUCAGCAAGGUGAUGAGGGCUGGAAAGCUGAAGCCAAUGGAUCUCCUUUGCGGCUCCAGUGGUCUCCACUCCAUAAAGAAGUUUAUGUGGCAGCAAGAAGACCAGAGCCCAUCUACUUUAGUGCUCCAGCCAGGUUCCUUGGGAACCAGCAACUGAGCUAUGGACAAACGCUGUCUUUUGGUUAUCGUGUGAAUCGACCUGGACGUCGUCCAUCGCAGUAUGAUGUUGUCCUGGAAGGAGCUGGCUUAAGAAUUGCUGCCCCCCUCAUGCCUCAUGGAAGGAUGCUGCCUUGUGCCAGCAAGACCUACACAUUUAGGUUGGAUGAGAAACCAAACAACAACUGGAGCCCUAGGCUGACUGGCAUAGAGUUCCGCCGGUUAAUUGGAAACCUGACAGCUCUUUGGAUCAGAGCCACUUAUGGAGACGGCACAGGAUACCUCUCUAAUGUUAUCUUGGUUUCGGCACGGCCAACCUCUGGCACUCGGGCACCCUGGGUGGAGCAAUGCACAUGCCCAGCAGGAUAUGAGGGGCAGUUCUGUGAGAGAUGUGCUCCUGGUUAUAAGAGAGAGGAUUCUGUCAGACUUGGGGCUUUCAGCAAGUGUGUUCCAUGCAACUGCCAGGGAGCAGGAAUCUGUGAUCCAGAUACUGACAUCGUCCCCAAAUCUCAAAGAAUUUCCCAAGCCAGAGUUGGAUACCCUACCAAGUUAACGAAGGAAA